This is a messenger RNA of Acanthosepion pharaonis, 1470 nucleotides long. The record is from the annotation of a GenBank genome assembly. NCBI's taxonomy places the organism in Eukaryota, Metazoa, Mollusca, Cephalopoda, Sepiida, Sepiidae.
AUGUGUCUUCUUGUUUUUGUUCUUUCUAAAAUUCUUAUUUAUUUAAUUUUACUUCACGGUAAUUACGAAGUAUUUUCUUCUUUAUUCUUCUUACCAAAAUGUCUGUUUUUCUUCCUUCCUUCCUUGCUUCCAACAUUUUCUUUAUUUUACCAAAGCGUCUUCCUUUCUACAUUUUCUUCUACUUACCAAAACGACUUCGUUCCUUCUUUCAUUUUCUCCUUUUUAACAGAGUCCUUCCUUCCUCCCUUCAACAUUUUCUUCAUUUUACCGAAGCGUCUUCCUUUCUUCCGACAUUUUCUUCUACUUACCAAAACGUCUUCCUUCCUUCCUUCGUCUCCCUUCCUUCCUUCCUUCCUUCCUUCCUUCCUUCCUUCCUUCCUUCCUUCCUUCCAACAUUUUCUUCUUUUUACCAAAGUGUUUUCCUUCCUUCCUUUCCCUUCCUUCCUUUAUUUUCUUGUUCUUACGAAAUCGUCUUUAUUCCUUCUUACUUUUUCUUCUUACCACACCGUCUCCUUUCUUUUCUUCAUUUUCUUCCUUUUUCCAGAGUCUUCCUUUUUUCUUCUUCUUACUAAAGCGUCUUCCUUCCUCUAUUCCUUCAUAUUUUUCUUGUUAAACGUCUUUCUUUCUCUCGUUCUUUCUUUCUUUCUUUCUUUCUUUCUUUCUUUCUUUCUUUCUUUCUUUCUUCACACCAAAUGUUUUCCUAACUUCCCUCCUUUCUUUCUUCCUUCCACCCUUUUCUUCUUUUUGCCAAAGCGCCUUCCUUCCUUCCUUCCUUCCUUCCUUCCUUCCUUCCUUCCUUCCUUCCUUUUUUUGUAUAAUUGCAAAGUGACUUUCUUUCUUUCUUUCUUUCUUUCUUUCUUUCUUUCUUUCCAAAGUAUCUUCCUUUCUUCUUUUCUUCCACUUUUACUUCUUAUUUGCAUUGACUUCCUUCCUUCUUUCCUUUUUCUUCCUUCCUUCACCUUAAUUGGAAAAUGUCAUCUUUCCUUUCUUCUUCUUCUUCUUCUUCUUCUUCUUCUUUUUCUUCUUCUUCUUCUUCUUGCUUUAUUCUUCUUCUUCUUCUUCUUCUUCUUCUUCUUCUUUUCCAAAGUGUUUUCCUUCCUUACUUCCUUCUUUUUCAUCUUCUUUCAAAUUUCAUUGAUUUUAACUGUUCACAUAAUACCUCCAUUUCCCCCUCUGCUAUUGCUUUUCCUUCCAUCAUUCUUUCGUUUUCUUCUUUCACUCUUUCUGUUGUUCCUUCCUUUCCCUUACCCUUCCUUCCUUUCUUUCCCUUCCUUCCUUCCUUCCUUCCUUCCUUCCUUCCUUCCUUCCUUCCUUCCUUCUAUCAAUUUUCACUCCCUCACUUUUUCUUUAUUUUUCUUUACUUGCUUUUUUAUUUCUCGCCCUCCUUCGACACAUUUUCUUUGUCGUUAUAAAUUCUUCUUUCUUUCUUUCUUUCUUUCUUUCUUUCUUUCUUUCUUUCUUUCUUAUUGA